AUGGGAGGUGGGGGUCUCGCGUUUCUCAACAAGAAAACAUGGCACCCCGGGAGGAUCCAGAACCAGGAGGAGAAGUGGAAGAGAGAACAGGCAGCUGAGAAGGAGACUCGCAAGCUAGAUGAGAUUCGCAAACAGAUCGCGGAGGAACGGCAGCGUGAGGAGUUGGAAACAGUCGCUCACGCCGCAGGUGUCAAGGACAAAAGCGACAAGCUUGACUGGAUGUACCAAGGCGGUAUGGUGGCAAAAGCGGAAGCCGACAAGCGCAAUGAUGAGCAGCUGCUUGGGGCAAAGCCUCUGCAGCUCCAAGAUGCUGCAGCUCCUAGCGCAGGCAAUGCAGCAGUCAAGCUACCGACCUUCUAUGCAGAGGACACUGCAGCAUCUGCGAACGAAGUCUGGCAGCGCAUCCACAGUGAUCCCCUGUUUGCGGUAUGUUUCCUUCCACUAAUACACAAGGGGGGUUUAACUGUCAUACCAUAA
Molecule: messenger RNA, 477 nt
Organism: Coccomyxa subellipsoidea C-169
Lineage: Eukaryota; Viridiplantae; Chlorophyta; Trebouxiophyceae; Coccomyxaceae
Exons: 3
Coding region: 1-477 (158 amino acids)
Biological process (GO): mRNA splicing, via spliceosome
Cellular component (GO): U2-type spliceosomal complex
Source: RefSeq, a predicted model, not a curated record